UCCAGUGUAGGAGCUGCUACAGACCUGCGGCUGGUGGGCCUGCCGCCUGCCCCGAGCACUGCGCCACCAGCCCCGCCUGGGUAACUUGGGAGAUCGGGCAUGUCUUAGCUGUACAUCCCUGCGGCUGGCAAACAAAAUGACUGUACACUUUAAAUAUUGCACUAGUGUCCUUCCAGUUUACGCAUACUCCAAAAAAGAUCGCUGCUGUUGUUGGACUAAAGGAUCUGAACAAAUAUACUUUACUCUUACAAGUUCUUCUGGCUCAUGGAUGUCACUAGCGACCAUGGGUGUUUUAGGUCCCCAGUAUCUUCCAGUUCAAUGGUGGCAUUCUUCACAUCCCCUUCAAGAUGACUCUAUAGUUGAAAAGUCAUCGAAGUCCUUAAAGGACAAAAAACAAGAAGUUGGAAGAAGGAGGUCCUGUAUAUAGUCCAACAGAAGUAGAAGUUGUGGAAAAAUCUCUUGGGCAGAGGAUUGUGGACAAACUGAAGCACUAUUACCAUGGUUUUCGUUUACUGUGGAUUGACACGAAAAUAGCUGCACAGAUGCUCUGGCGAAUACUUCAUGGAAUUGUUUUGUCUUGUUGAGAAUGGAGACAGUUUCUUCAAAUAUGUGGCGAACUUUUCUGCUUGGUCCCUUUCCUAGUUUUUCUUGUUGUCCCAUUUGUGGAAUUUUUGCUUCCAGUGGCUCUUAAGUUGUUCCACAAUAUGCUUCCAUCUACAUUUGAGACAAAGUCUAAAAAGGAGGAAAGAUUGAAGAAAGAAUUGAGAGUAAAGCUGGAGUUGACUAAAUUCCUUCAAGACACAAUUGAGGAGACGGCCUUGAAAAAUAAAGCAGCCAAAGGAAAUGUUACAAAAGAUUUUUCAAAGUUCUUUCAAAAGAUCAGGGAAACUGGUAAAAGAUCCAGUAAUGAGGAGAUCUUAAGGUUGUCUAAACUGUUUGAAGAUGAGUUGACUUUGGACAAUCUAACCAGGCCUCAGUUGGUGGCACUUUGUAAAUUAUUGGAACUUCAGUCAGUUGGGAAAAACAACUUUCUCCGCUUCCAGCUGACUAUGAGGUUGAGAACUAUAAAAGCUGAUGACAAACUGAUUGCUGAGGAAGGAGUCGAUAGCCUGACUGUUAAAGAACUGCAGGCAGCUUGUUGUGCCCGAGGGAUGAGAGCUCUUGGUGUGACUGAGGAGCGUCUUAGAGAACAACUUAAGCAGUGGUUAGAUCUGCACCUGAACCAGGAAAUCCCUACUUCAUUGCUUGUUUUAUCCAGAGCCAAGUACCUUCCAGAUACCUUUUCUCCAUUUUUUCAGAUGUGUUCUGACCAUUUCUUUUGAUUAAAAAUUUUCAUC
This is a messenger RNA of Columba livia (rock pigeon), 1337 nucleotides long. Its product is annotated as mitochondrial proton/calcium exchanger protein-like. The record is from RefSeq and is a predicted model, not a curated record. Lineage: Eukaryota; Metazoa; Chordata; Aves; Columbiformes; Columbidae. Gene Ontology annotation, molecular function: ribosome binding. Gene Ontology annotation, cellular component: mitochondrial inner membrane. Gene Ontology annotation, biological process: intracellular monoatomic cation homeostasis.